Messenger RNA from Physcomitrium patens, 1444 nucleotides. RefSeq names its product vacuolar protein sorting-associated protein 24 homolog 1. Gene Ontology annotation, biological process: vacuolar transport. The record is from RefSeq and is a predicted model, not a curated record. NCBI's taxonomy places the organism in Eukaryota, Viridiplantae, Streptophyta, Bryopsida, Funariales, Funariaceae.
UGUUCCCGCCCCGAUGUCGAUGGCAGAUUUUUGUUUUGGAAACAGGGGAAUGUGGUCAAGGGUGUGAAGACAUCGGCUGGAAAAGGAUUUGAGAAUUUGAGAAUUGUUUUAGUGAUUUUUGGGGUCGAGAGAAUAAGACGGCAGCCUUGCUGUUUGGGUUCCGAGAGAGAGAGCGAGAGAGAUUAUGGUUUUAUGCUGACUUUUACAAGAUUGCUGGAGUUUUUAAGCUGAUUGAGGUGACUGUCGGUGUGAGAUUUUAAUGCGAAGAGCUGCGCAUUGGGAAGUACCAGAGAAUUAAACCAUUUGAGGGGGUGGACGCUUAAUUUCUCGACAUGGAGAAGGUGUUAAGCGUAUUCAAGCCUAAACCUAGUCCUCAAGAGCAGCUGCGUGAGUGGCAACGCAAGCUGCGACAGGAGGCACGCAACCAAGAGCGUCAGAUUCGUGAAAUCCAACGGGAAGAGAAGAAUGUACAGAAGGCUAUCAAGGAGGCUGCCAAACGCAACGACAUGCAAUCGGCGAAGUCUUUGGCCAGAGAGCUUGUGAGUUCCCGUAAGGUGGUUGGGCGCCUUUAUGAGAAUCGUGCACAACUCAACUCCAUAUCGAUGCAUCUGGGAGAGAGUUUGGCCACUGCACGAGCAGUAGGGCACUUGCAAAAGAGUACUGAGGUUAUGACCCUUGUCAACAAGCUCAUGAAGGCUCCUCAAGUGGCGGCUACCAUGCAAGAGUUGUCGAAAGAGAUGAUGAGGGCCGGAGUAAUGGAAGAAAUGCUGAAUGAGGGUUUGGACUCGGCUCUCGACAACGAAGACAUGGAAGAAGAGGUAGAGGAGGAGGUUGACAAGGUGUUGUCUGAGCUUGCUGUGGAGACUGCCGUCCAGCUACCAGCAGCAGGGGCAAGCAGAGAGAAGCCUGCUAAGGAACGUGUGAAGCCUGCUUCUCAGGCUGCCAGAAAGCAACAAGAAGCGGCUCCAGCUGCGGAGGGUGGCAAUGACGACGAAGAGCUGGACGCUUUACGUGCUCGCUUGGCCAGUGUGCGCUCAUAAAGCAAUUUAUUGCACUUCUUUCAAGGAUAACAUGACCCGCUGGAUCACUACCUCUCCAAACAUCUGGUGUCUGAGAAUCGGAAAGCUCAAAUGGAGGAACAGUCUCCAUUGCAGUUGACUGCAGUACAUUAGAGAUGUUGGAAAACAGGACAGACUAGAAAGAGAGUAGACGCUUAGCUUUGCCAUGUGAAGCAUGAAGCACAGCUCCAUGUCCUUUGCCACGUUUCAGAACAGCAGCUGUAAACGUAGGACAACACCAACAUCUGAUUUCCUGCUGCUGCUUUAGCUCUGAGUACGCAAGCAACUCGAAUCACUGCACAAAACUUUCCUCUCGUAUUAAUUUGUAAUUAUGCUCCCGGCAAAGUUGGUGAAAAAUCAUUGAAUACUACUGCUUUGUUACGCAA